AUGGGAUGUGGGGCGUAUAGCACCCAGCGUUCCGAGGAGGUGCAGAUAAGCGCCUUUCUCACAAACCGACAAGUGGACCUGGUCAAGCACAGUUGGGAUCUGGUUAAAGAUGAAAUGGAAGAAACAGGGCUUCGUAUCUACUCUAGGUUUCUCGACAACGAAAAGGAUCUACGUCGCUAUUUCCCUAAAAUCUUACAAAAUAACUCUAAGGAUUUAGAGAAAUGGGAGGUGAAUGAGGCGAUGCUGAAGAACCACGCCUUGAUCGUGAUGGAGGGGCUGGGUGCGGCUGUAGAGAGCAUAGAAGACUCUACCUGCCUUCAUGCCAUACUGCUCAGUGUAGGCGAGAAACAUUACCAGAUGAGGAUCAGGCCCCAGUAUCUCGAGCGCCUCUGGCCAGCUAUUGACUUUGGAUUAAAGGAGGUGUUACAAGAUGUGUACACAAGAGAAGUGAAAGACGCUUGGAAACAGAUAUUCAUGUACAUUAUCACUAAAAUGAAGGAGGGCAUGAGCAGAGCUAGGUUGAUGGAUCGUGAACUAUCUAAAUCUCACAGUGAGGAAUACUCUCACAUCUCAGCGCGAUGA
Molecule: messenger RNA, 582 nt
Organism: Liolophura sinensis
Lineage: Eukaryota; Metazoa; Mollusca; Polyplacophora; Chitonida; Chitonidae
Product: neuroglobin-like
Exons: 3
Coding region: 1-582 (193 amino acids)
Molecular function (GO): heme binding; oxygen binding
Source: RefSeq, a predicted model, not a curated record